Molecule: messenger RNA, 926 nt
Organism: Eutrema salsugineum
Lineage: Eukaryota; Viridiplantae; Streptophyta; Magnoliopsida; Brassicales; Brassicaceae
Exons: 2
Coding region: 122-730 (202 amino acids)
Source: RefSeq, a predicted model, not a curated record
CGACGAGGAUUGAGUCACCGGUAACCAGCGGGGAUCAGUGACUGAUGAAAAUGGCGAUCAUCCGAUAAACGUAGAAGGCGAAGUAGAAGAAGAAGAAGAAGAAGAAGGUUCUAGAAGGAAAAUGGUUCUCUGGGAGAUAACUCUAGGAACAGCCUACUUCUUGGGGCUGAGGCGGACUUAUAGGCUGGCCUUAAAGAUCCAGCGUCGGAUUGUUAGUCCGAAGCAUCCGAAAAUCCGUCAGUUUCUGCAUCGGAGGACUCGUAAAAUCUUCGAUGUGGCUGUUUCGGUUCACAAGAACAUACAGCAUAGAGACAUAGAAGUUGGUCGGAAUCUCGGAAACUGGAUUCUCCGUUGGCUCGACCGGAUGAAACCAGCGGCUCAGAUCCGUACUCGACCAGAACCACCACACUACAACACCAACUCCAACAUGGACAAGGCAAAAAGACUAUCGGAGCUGUCCCGUCCCAAAUCGCACACAAACACGACGCAGAGUCCACAAAACCGUGACUCAGAUAGGCAUUUGUUCUCCUCGUUGAAACACUUACGACACAAUCCGUUCCCGACUGUCUCUAUGAUGAUCCAACCGCCGAGACCCAGUGGAACUUCGUCUCAGUACAGACAUUACAGUGGCAGUGCAGCCGCAAGUCUGAGUCAACCGAGAUAUGUAAGAGGCGUCGGGUUCGACGGUGUAAUAAGGAAGGACAUUUUGCAGUGGAUGGUACAGAGAUGACUAUGAAGCGGCAAAAUCCAAUCAAAGUUCCAAUCUUUUUCCGACAUAAUUGAGCCUUUUUUUUUUCACUUUUAAAUUUUAAUUCCAGAAACUAUUGUGAUUGUGGAUAGAUUCGGAUGUAAGUAGAAAACAUGGCAAUAUCUUUUUCUUUCUAACGCUUAAAGUUUAUUACAACAUGGCGAUAUCUUUUUGCAAC